AGACUAUAUAAACAUGUCAGUGGAUAUUCAGCAGCAUUACACACCAUUAGGAAGAAUUUACAACAUCAACAGCAAACCAGAGAGAGAGAGAGUUGUGUUCAUAUUGAGUUAUCUCAAAUAAGGGUCUUAACACAGAGGUCAUGAUUUAAUCCUGAUAAAGUUGCUCUGUUCAGUGCACAAAACGUGUACAAAUAUAAUGCAUUAUUUUAUUGUCUAUUUCUUCUUUUCUUUCUAAAUGAGUAUAGAGGUUGCUUGCACAAUGACCUUACUGUCUUACUUAAAUGUGUAUGAUAAAGAACAAAUACAGAUAUUGAGAAAGAGACAGAUAUUGUUUUUUUAAUAACUUAAUUGGUCUGCAGUGCAAAUUGUGCAGUAUAACGACAUUGUUAUUAAAACGGAAUAGAAUAUGUUUUGCGCUAUUUCUCUGUUUGAAAAUGUCUGGCCGAGUUAUUUUGUUUAGACGCCUGUUCCUCCUCUUGCAGUGCCACGGCGUCCAAUGCGUCUCCAAAUGCGCACGACCAAUCUGCAGCAGCAGCAGCAGCAACAGCAGCAGCAGCGCGCCGCAGACCGCCUGCUGCCAGGCAUCUGGCUGCUCUGCGUUUAUUCCCGCAGGCACCGCUUCUCGCUCAGUCUCCCCCCCAACAGGUGGAUAAGUCGGACAUUGGCGGAAAUACACGCAGGGGGAAAAAAAACAACUGUACGUGCAGUGCAGCCGCGGAACGGAUCCGGAGUGAUCCAGCAAAGGAAACUUCGCUGCUGAUCUUCACCUCUUGGAUUUUGUUGUGCGGUGAGCUGAAUAUAGUGUGCGCUGGUCUGCGUUUUUUCCUCCUAUCCAAAUGUGACCUGAUGGAAGUCGUGAUCACAACUAGUCCACUGUGGAUCUACAAGAUGAAAACUGCAAAGUCCAAACAAUGACGAGAAGAGGGGAUUCAGACUAAAAACCAAGAGGACAAAACGCAACAUUAACGCGCAGAGUCCUUGUGCAGAACCACUGCAGUUUCCACAUCUGGCGGAUGCCACAUUCAAGAAGUUUAAAUCCUCUUAUAUGGCAUUAGUCCUCCUGUGCUCUCUGGAUAUGUUCUAAAGGAAGAGCAACACCGAUCUCCCUGAGCGAAGUUCCAAUGUCCAACAUCCCAAAGUGUGAAGUCCCCGUGCCUGGCAGCAGCUGCAGCAGUGUGAGCACUGUGCUGGUGAGCUGAAGCCCGGGGAGAUGUCACAGCUUUACUAUCGGCGCACUGACAGCUCCUCGUAUCGGGACCGCAUCCCACUAAGAAUUGUGCGGGCCGAGUCGGAGCUGUCGCCUUUGGAGAAAGCCUAUCUCGGAGCUGUGGAGAAGGGCGACUAUGCCAGUGUCAAACACGCCCUGGAGGAAGCGGAGAUCUACUUCAAGAUCAACAUCAACUGCAUCGACCCUCUGGGCCGCACCGCUCUGCUGAUUGCCAUAGAGAACGAGAACCUUGAAAUUAUAGAACUCCUGCUGAGCUUCGGCGUCUAUGUCGGCGAUGCCCUGCUGCACGCGAUCCGCAAGGAAGUGGUGGGAGCUGUGGAGCUGCUGCUCAACCACAAGAAACCCAGCGGUGGAAUGCAGGUUCCUCCAAUCUUAUUGGACAAGCAGUUCUCUGACUUCACCCCUGACAUCACUCCCAUCAUUCUCGCUGCCCACACCAACAACUAUGAAAUUAUCAAGCUUCUGGUGCAGAAAGGUGUUUCUGUGCCGCAGCCACAUGAGGUGCGCUGCAACUGUGUGGAGUGCGUGUCCAGCUCGGACGUGGACAGUCUGCGGCACUCGCGCUCUCGCCUCAACAUUUACAAGGCGCUGUCGAGUCCCUCGCUGAUCGCGCUCUCCAGCGAGGACCCGUUCCUCACCGCGUUCAGGCUCAGCUGGGAGCUGCAGGAGCUCAGCAAGGUGGAGAACGAGUUUAAAUCCGAGUACGAGGAGCUGUCACAGCAGUGCAAGCAGUUCGCCAAGGACCUUCUGGACCAGACGCGCAGCUCCAGAGAGCUGGAGAUGAUCCUCAACUACAGAGACGACACCAACAUAUUGGAGGAGGAAAGCAACAACGACCUGGCGAGACUCAAACUGGCUAUCAAGUACCACCAAAAAGAGUUUGUUGCUCAGCCAAACUGCCAGCAGCUGUUGGCGUCCCGGUGGUAUGACGAGUUCCCCGGCUGGAGACGGCGACACUGGGCGGGGAAGUUCUUUACCUGUGUCUUCAUCGGCCUCCUCUUCCCCGUGUUUGCCCUCAGCUACCUCAUCGCCCCGAAGAGCCGCUGCGGCCUCUUCAUCCGUAAGCCCUUCAUCAAGUUCAUCUGCCACACGUCGUCAUACCUGACGUUCCUGUUCCUGCUGCUCCUCGCCUCCCAGCACAUCGUCACCACGGAGCAGGACCGGCAGAACAGGCAGGGCCCUGCACCAACGACGGUGGAGUGGAUGAUCCUGCCCUGGGUUCUGGGAUUCAUCUGGGCAGAAAUCAAGCAAAUGUGGGACGGUGGUUUCCAAGACUAUGUCCAUGACUGGUGGAACCUCAUGGACUUUGUCAUGAAUUCGUUAUACCUGGCCACCAUCUCCCUCAAGAUUGUAGCCUACACAAGGUACAGCGGCAGUAAACCAAGAAACCAGUGGGAAAUGUGGCACCCAACGCUUGUCGCUGAGGCAGUGUUCGCCAUCGCUAACAUUUUCAGUUCCCUGCGUCUGAUCUCGCUCUUCACCGCCAACUCUCAUCUGGGGCCACUGCAGAUCUCUCUUGGGCGAAUGCUGCUGGACAUCCUCAAGUUCCUCUUCAUCUACUGUUUGGUCUUGCUCGCCUUUGCUAAUGGGCUGAACCAGUUGUACUUCUACUAUGAGACCAAGGCUUCAGAUGAGAAGGGGAAAUGCAAGGGCAUCCGCUGUGUGGAGCAGAAUAACGCUUUCUCGACGUUAUUCGAGACCCUGCAGUCUCUCUUCUGGUCAAUCUUCGGCCUGAUCAGCCUGUACGUGACCAACGUGGACGCGGACCACCAGUUCACGGAGUUCGUCGGCGCCACCAUGUUCGGCACCUACAACAUCAUCUCGCUGGUCGUCCUCCUGAACAUGCUCAUCGCCAUGAUGAACAACUCCUACCAGCACAUCGCAGACCAUGCCGACAUCGAGUGGAAAUUUGCCAGAACGAAGCUGUGGAUGAGCUACUUUGAGGAGGGAGCCACUCUGCCGGCCCCGUUCAACAUCAUCCCCAGCCCCAAAUCAUUCUUGUACCUCAUGUGUUGGAUUAAGAGGCAAGUGUGCAAGAGGACGAAUUCCAAGCGGCCGGAAAGCUUCGGAUCUCUCGGAAGGCGAGCGGCAGAGAAUCUGAGAGUAAACCAUCAGUAUCAGGAGGUGCUGAGGAACUUGGUGAAGCGUUACGUGGCUGCCAUGAUCAGAGAUGCCAAGACAGAGGAAGGGCUGACUGAAGAGAACUUCAAGGAGCUGAAACAAGAUAUCUCCAGUUUUCGAUAUGAGGUGAUGGGCAUGAUGAAGACGGGGAAGCCCGCGCUACAGGCGGCAAAGGCCAGCGGCAGCGCGGUGGACUCCAGUCUUGCUCUCCUGAAUCCCCCUUGUCCUCAGAGCAGCCAGGCAAAAAGCAAACUCAACAGAUUCAAGAUCACCGCCUCCAUCCUGAAGCUGGGCAGUUCUGCAGCUUCACCCAGACCACCCGAGGCCUCCAACGGCCUCCCCAACGGACUCCUGUCCCUGGUCCCAGACAAGAGCCCCGGCGAAAAGUCAAACCAGAGGAGAAGCUUCCCCAAAGAUAUCGCAGACUUUGUUCCACUGUUCCAGAAACAUCACUGGAGUGGCAGUGACGCCGCAUCAGGAGAGGAAGACAUUUCCAGAAGGAUGUACUCUUUGUCAGAGGAAGCAGAGGAUUCUGGAGGCUCAGACACGGACGAGCAGGACAAACAGGCCGUGGCUGCAGCCGUGGGUCAGAAAAGGCUUGAAAUGGGAGAAGAGGCUGCGGCGAUGGAGGAGAUGAAAGUCUUAAAUACCAACUGCUGCUUGGAGGAAAAGGAGGAACAGUAAAGGACAAGGAUCCGGCAUUGACCCAGUAGCUGAGAAAUGUUUAAAUGCUUAAAAGGAACAUCACCAAAGGCCAGGAGUGACAAUCAACGUGAGCUAUAAGUCAGGAAAUGUUGCUGAAGAAGAGUCAGACUUUUUCCAAUAAUUACUAUAAAUGAAUGAUCAGCUUUGAUCUUUUGGAGACUCAGGGAGGUCUUUGGUUUAAGAGUUUUAAAACGCUGACGUGGAAAUGCAGCAAAGGUGAAUGGAGCUGUGUGGUAAUGUCAUUAGGAUUUAGAUUUCAGGAUAAUCUCAUCUUAUCUCUCCCCCACAGAUGAUUAAACAGCAAGUAUGGCCUGAAAAUUAAACCUUUUUUUUCUCCCCUCUCCUUUCCUGACAUGUGCCCUGCGUUAAAACUUUAACCUUUAACCAUCACUCGUAUUAUUCUACGAAUGCCCUCUCCUUCAUCACUCUUCUCUCUCUACCUCUUUUUAAUUUCCAUUUAUCUCGAUGCCGCUUUGUCUCCCCCCCGUCCUUAUGUCACCACAGCAAUAGAUAUUGUAGAUGUUCUGUUUUAGACCCAAUUCUCUGCCUUAUUCUGUCCGUUUCUGCACUUUGCACACUUUACACUGGCUUUCAGUCCGUCAAAGAUGUGUCAAGCUCUGAUCAUGCAACAAUUCCUUCGAUAUUUUUUCUAUGCAAAACACUUGGGGAACGCGAUGAGCAAGAAACGUGUGUACAUUAAGCUGUGACAGUUCAUUCCGGGAAUCGUAUGAAGGGUAAAGUGUGGUUGACUGCCAGUGGAAGAAUAAUGAGGUAUAUGAUAUGAACACAGCCUAUCAACCAUAUAAAGCGACAUAUUAUUCAAGUUUUAUCACUUCUACAAAAAGAAAAAAAAACGAGCUGUUUAUUUUGAAAGGUUUUGCUGUUUUUAAAAAGGUACCUUUAGACGUAACGUUAGUUCGUAUGAAUGAUGUUAUAGAGACUGAACCAGAUCAGAAAUAAACCUUACAUUUCA
Solea solea (common sole) is the source of this 5027-nucleotide messenger RNA. It is a transcript of the gene trpc4a, whose product is annotated as transient receptor potential cation channel, subfamily C, member 4a. Gene Ontology annotation, molecular function: protein binding; store-operated calcium channel activity; inositol 1,4,5 trisphosphate binding. Lineage: Eukaryota; Metazoa; Chordata; Actinopteri; Pleuronectiformes; Soleidae. The record is from RefSeq and is a predicted model, not a curated record. Gene Ontology annotation, cellular component: cation channel complex; membrane. Bases 1211 to 4033 code for a protein of 940 amino acids. The transcript has 15 exons. Gene Ontology annotation, biological process: calcium ion transmembrane transport; regulation of cytosolic calcium ion concentration; manganese ion transport.